Fusarium keratoplasticum is the source of this 1599-nucleotide messenger RNA. RefSeq lists its product as uncharacterized. The transcript has a single exon. The record is from RefSeq and is a predicted model, not a curated record. Lineage: Eukaryota; Fungi; Ascomycota; Sordariomycetes; Hypocreales; Nectriaceae. The coding region runs from base 1 to 1599 and encodes 532 amino acids.
AUGAAUCAAAAUUCCUCAGCCGGUCUGCCGCUUCCGCCGGAAGUAUGGGACAGCAUUUGCGCCCUGCUGCCUAAACCAACCUUGUCUCGUCUGAGGCUCGUUUCUUCUGGAUUUGACCGUAUUGCCCAACCCUGGGUCUACCGCCACUUGCGUCUUGAGGGCUUUGGCAACUCUGCCGAGCGCUUCGUCGAGAUCGCCAAGUCCCCCGAACUUCGCGACCUAGUUAGAGAGCUCACGGUGGACACCUCGGUUGGCCCCGAGUUCUCAUAUAACUCCAACUGGGGGUAUCCAUUCCCUACCUCCUUCAUGGAUGCUCUGCCAUAUCUACGUUGUUUUAGCUACCUCACAGCCCUCCACCUCCGAUUCAACGAGUAUUGCGGCGAGGAUGCUCGGAGAGGAGUGAGCAUCGAGGAGACGUGGGACUUCCGAUACGGUGUCCUCGAUACCGUGUGCCACUGCGUUGCAGGCAUGUGGACUCCCGAUAAACAGGUCGAGAUUGACAAAAAGAGCGAGCACCAGUGGUGUGACUACAGCCGCAAGCACGUUGAUCCUGAGGAUGAUCUCGGUGUCCCAUUUGAUCAGGUCAUACAGCUCAAGGAGCUGACAGUCACGAACCUGGCCGAUUUUCACGACACUGAUCUGGUUGCCUCGGGAGCCUUGAAGAAAGUCAUGUCCCUGCCGAGCCUAAUCGACCUUAAGCUGCUCAUCGCCACAGAGAUGGACGAGAGCAUGAAUGAGAGCAACGUCUACUAUGAAGAAAAGUACGAGUUUUUCGACCAUCUUCCCGAAACGUGGCUAGCCCCCAGUAUCAGCGACCGCUUGCGAGUUCUGUCGCUAUACUAUAACGAAUACUGGGGCUGGCUCCCAAAGAUGGACUUUCGCAGCAUGAAUUUCCCGCAACUGAAAGUGCUUGCGCUCGGGCAAUACGUCUUCAGUCACGACUGGCAGAUUGACUGGAUUGCCUCCAUCGGGCAGAAGAACGAAAGCGGUGGGUUGGAAGAGCUGUAUCUUGACGACUGUCCCAUCCUAUUCCAAGCUCUUCAGGCGAGUCCACUGGAUGCAAACGACCCCGGAUAUCCUGCACUCAGCACCGUACUCGACGAGGCGGAUUCUGAGAUGCACGAGUACCCGAUGAGAUGGCAUCAUGUGCUUUCCCGGUGGGCUACGUCUCUGAAGGCACUAAAGGUUUUCCGCAUGGGCCAUGGAGAAUGGCACCGGGCGCCAGAAGAUACAUUAAAGUCUAUCCUUAAAGAUUUUCGGGACGUUGACGAAGACGUCCUGCGUUACCGUCUGUCUCAGAACACGCACAGGAGCUUUGACUGUCCUGGGCCCCUAGUCAGUCACUACGGCGUCGAGGAUCCUUUCGAGGUGUGUGAAUCGGGUAAGUACGUGAACGGGACCGGCAUCGAUGGGCGUGGGCCAUACAAGUUGCAGUAUAUCGAGUACGAUGUUGAUGUCACUAGUACACCUUGGCAAGAGACAUUCUGGUCUCAUCUGUUUGAUGAAGAGGGUUUCGAGCCAGAGGAGGGGACGUGGGCGAAGGAUAAUGCUGCGUUUGAGGCGAUUUGUUCGACAAUCAAUGCCCGAACUGCGAGAUAG